Gongylonema pulchrum is the source of this 861-nucleotide messenger RNA. Lineage: Eukaryota; Metazoa; Nematoda; Chromadorea; Rhabditida; Gongylonematidae. The record is from the annotation of a GenBank genome assembly.
AUGCCUAUUGGCUCUCAAUUUUGGCGCAACCAUUUUUUCCAGGCUUUCUUCUCUCUCUCUGUCUCUCCGCUCCACAUUCUUGCUUCUUUUUUCAGGCAGCUCUUGCUUCCAUCACUGGCCGAAUACGCGGCGCCACUGCAUUUCAAUUUUGAAACUUGCCAGUAUCAGCUUUCUGGUGUCUGCUCCUUUCCAACGGCUGUUGUAGAUUUUUCUGCUGAUGACGUGGAAUUGUCGCCAGGAAUAGAUUACGAAGUUUCGGCCGAAAUCGUCCUAUCGGAGUCGACUGUUAUUUCAAAUGUUGGCAUUUUUCAAGUUGUCUUUGAGGCUAUUGACAGUUUAAAUAACAAAAAAACGUUUCGAAGAUCGUGUUUUGCAAGAAUGCACCGUGGCUUAUUGCGGAGGAUUUAUGAAGUAUUUUGGAAAUUGCUGUGCAGGACUAUUUUUUUCCCAAUCUAUUUCGUUGGAUUGCUCUCCGUACCGGAUGAUCGCGUAAUCGAAGUAUCAUUCACCGAUCGUCUUGCUGACCACGAUAUCGCGAAGACGGUCCUCUUUUAUGUGCAGCUUCAGAAUCGUUUUAUCGAGGUAGAAUCUGCGAAACUAUUGUUACGAGCACGUUUUGGUCUAUUGCGCAUGUUUCUAUAUGAUUACCCAAUAUUUUCUUCCUUAGUGCUAGCCAUUUUCACGUAUUUCACAUUCUUAGUUGGGAUUUCAUUUUACUGGAUUAUGCGAAUUCUUCUAGUGAAUACGCAAUUUCCUGUUCGUUUGGAUAGUGCUGCUGUGGAUAAUAAAUCGAAACUGUCUAACAUUCUGCAGCAGGAAGUCCGUUUUUAUGUUUUUAUCACUUUUCUUCGGGGUUUAUGA